AAAGAUUAGAAUUGGGCUGCCUGUCUAAAUGCAGCCUGUUGGCCAGGUGGCCAUGUUGACUAGAUAAUUGAUUACUGGUAGUUGCUUGUUUGUACCUGGUGCUCUGACGGAAAUGCUGCCCCCCGUUGCUAUCGGUGGUUAGUAGCUAGCAAAAAGGCGGAGAAAGUGUGCGCGCGCCAAAGUGUUUUUGUUUACAAAUUCGCCAUGGCCCAAAGUAUUGAAGGUGACAGACGCAGGUCGGGUCAGAUGCAAGAGUCUUGCCAAUGCCAGAGUCCCCAUGACAAUGAUAAUGUGGUCAUGCACGACCCUGAAUGCAGCAUUAUACUGGAACUAGAUUCUUCAGAAUCAUCUGAGGAAUCUUCAGAAGAAGACAUUGUGAAGUGUUCUGCAGAGACAGAGGUUGUAGGCCCAGCCAAUGCAGCCAUGGAACUGGAAAGGAGGAUUGAGGAGAUGAGGAGGCGAAAUGACGCUUUGCUGAAACGGUUCAAUGAAGUUGAGGAGGACAGGAGAAGGGCUGAGCUUAGGGGGGCAGCCCUGCUGCCCAAAAGCACCAAACUGGUCAAAACCAGUUAUUCAGCUCCUACCACUGACGUGUCGGACCAGUGGGAGAGCCUCACCAUCACCGUAAUGAACCAGAAGGACUCCCGUUUGGUGGCAAGACGGUCUAAUGGAGGCAGAAGGCAGGCCAAAUCACGGAGGUUGGAGGACCGCCUGGAAAAGAGAUGUGGGGAGGAGAAAAACAUUUUGGAGGAAAGGCAGCUGAUAAUCUGCACUAUAGACAACGGUGAGGAUGCAGGAGACUACUGCACAGACCACAGUGGCAGCACAUCGGACGUAGAGAGGCGAGAGUACCUACGCUGGAAGAAGAGACGCAACCACUCGAUUGUGGAACUGCUCGACCAACACCAGGACGACCUGGCAGUUCACCUACAGAGCAACAAGGAGCAGAUGGAACUGCUCAACCAGGACGACCUGGCAGUUCACCUACAGAGCAACAAGGAGCAGAUGGAAUUGCUCGACCAGGACGACCUGGCAGUUCACCUACAGAGCAACAAGGAGCAGAUGGAACUACUCGACCAGGACGACCUGGCAGUUCACCUACAGAGCAACAAGGAGCAGAUGGAACUGCUCAACCAGGACGACCUGGCAGUUCACCUACAGAGCAGCAGGGAGCAGCGUAAGAAGGCCCGUUAGCUGGACAAUGACACAAUUCUCAUUUUCUUGUUCAGUUAACCACUGUUUGUAUUUGUGCAUUGCACUUUAUUUCUUGAUAUUUUCACUGUUAAUGUUACAAUUUUCUGUACUUUAUAAACAAUCUGUAAAAUGAGC
Molecule: messenger RNA, 1329 nt
Organism: Salmo salar (Atlantic salmon)
Lineage: Eukaryota; Metazoa; Chordata; Actinopteri; Salmoniformes; Salmonidae
Source: RefSeq, a predicted model, not a curated record